Penicillium soppii is the source of this 831-nucleotide messenger RNA. RefSeq lists its product as uncharacterized. The annotation marks the transcript as partial. Gene Ontology annotation, cellular component: nuclear outer membrane; nuclear pore transmembrane ring. Gene Ontology annotation, biological process: spindle pole body duplication; protein import into nucleus. Lineage: Eukaryota; Fungi; Ascomycota; Eurotiomycetes; Eurotiales; Aspergillaceae. The record is from RefSeq and is a predicted model, not a curated record. The transcript is spliced from 2 exons.
AUACCACCAAUUGCAACAAUGUCUCUCCCUUCAACUCCCAAAGCUACCCCUCCAUUGGCUCCCGCUUCUGGGAAGCCCGAGACCCCUGGAAAAUGGAGACAUCCUCAUCUGAAGCAGGUUGUUAGACGCCAGAAUGCGGCUCUGUUCAACGAGAAGAACGUGAACAAGCUUGUCUGGAAUGUGUCAGCUUUGCUCAUGACUUGGUUCUUCGGAAGCACGUUCAAGUCAUACUCACGCCAAAUUUUCGACAGCAACCACGUUUAUUGCGAAAUUUCAUUGUUCCUCUUUCAACUUUUCUUCGUCGUCAAUAUCGGAACAGCUGUUUAUCCCCUCUUCCGUCCCAAGGACGACCUCUCUGAUAUUCCUCUCACCCCGACCCAACGUUCUCUGUUUGGCCUAGAUCCUUCGGCAACGCCACCGGCCACCCCAGGAACAACAUUUGUCACUCCGCCCAGAUACCGGCUCUCCACUUCACGUCAGGCUAGUCCAGCAAGCCGACAAGCCUCCCCUAUGUCCGCAUCUGCCAACGCCAGCUUUUCAGAGCGACGAUCUUCUAUCAGCACACCUUUUUCUCCCGUCACAAGCCCUUUGCUUUACAAGGCUGUCUCCAAUGGAAGCAAUCCAAACAGGGAAUCAUUGCAGCGUUCCAGCUUUGGAUCCGCAUCCCCUCUGACCCGUAGUAACUCAUUCGGGGAGUCUACAUUGAGCUUGGGCAGCCUUGGACCGGGCACACCUUCCCCUCUUGUGGGAAAGCGCGGAAAUCUGGGAGUUAAGAAUAAGUGGUUAUAUGAGAGAAGUCGCCGACUCUCGGCGAGUGGAGGCGCCAUGUGA